CGGCGCCCACCUCCUUGCAGGCCCGGCCCCGUGUGCACGCGCCCCGGCCGCCUGGCGCCCCGCCCGCGCCUCAGGACCGGCGGGGCCGCGCGGCGCAUCCUGCAGGCGGCGGCAGCGGCGGGCGCGGCGGGCGCGGCGGCGGUAGCCGGCCGCAAGAUGAUGAAGUUUCGGUUCCGGCGGCAAGGCGCCGACCCGCAGCGAGAGAAACUCAAGCAGGAGCUCUUCGCCUUCAACAAGACCGUGGAGCAUGGCUUCCCCAACCAGCCCAGCGCCUUGGCCUUUGAUCCUGAACUUCGCAUCAUGGCCAUUGGCACCAGGUCUGGGGCUGUCAAGAUCUACGGUGCUCCUGGUGUGGAGUUCACAGGCCUGCAUCCAGACACUGCCACCAUCACCCAGAUACACUUCCUGCCCGGCCAGGGCCGCCUCCUUACCCUGUUGGACGAUAGCAGCCUGCAUCUCUGGGAGAUUGUUCACCACACUGGCUGUGCCCACCUGGAGGAGGUGCUCAGCUUCCAGCUGCCCAGUCGGCCAGGCUUUGACAGUGCCAGUGGCCUACCUGGCCUCACCCGCAUCACAGUGGUCUUGCUGGUGGCUGCUGGUGACAUGGCAGCCCUGGGCACCGAGGGUGGCAGUGUCUUCUUCCUGGAUGUUCCCACCCUGACGCUACUUGAGGGGCAGACUCUUGGCCCAGAUGAGGUUCUGCGAAGUGUGCCAGAUGAUUACCGGUGCGGGAAGUCACUGGGCCCUGUGGAGUCACUCCAGGGACACCUUCGGGACCCCACCAAAAUCCUCAUUGGCUAUAGCCGGGGCCUGCUAGUCAUCUGGAACCAGGCUGCACAGUGUGCAGACCGUGUCUUCCUGGGUAACCAGCAGCUGGAGAGCCUGUGCUGGGAGCGCAGUGGUAGCACGCUGGUCAGCUCACAUAGCGAUGGCAGCUAUGCAGUCUGGUCCGUGGAUGCUUGCGGCUCCCUGACGACGCAGCCCACAGUGGCCACCACGCCCUACGGCCCCUUCCCCUGCAAAGCCAUCAACAAGAUUCUAUGGCGAAACUGUGAAUCUGGGGACCACUUUAUCAUCUUCAGUGGCGGCAUGCCACGAGCUAGCUAUGGCGACCGCCACUGUGUGAGUGUGCUCCGGGCUGAGACUCUGGUGACGCUGGACUUCACCUCCCGCAUCAUCGACUUCUUCACGGUGCACAGCACGCGGCCUGAGGAUGAGUUUGACGAGCCCCAUGCCCUAGCUGUGCUGCUCGAAGAGGAGCUAGUGGUGCUGGACCUGCAGACGCCCGGCUGGCCCUCUGUGCCUGGGCCAUACCUAGCCCCGCUGCACUCAUCUGCCAUCACGUGCUCUGCCCAUGUUGCCAACGUCCCUGCCAAGCUGUGGGCCCGCAUUGUGAGUGCUGGCGAGCAGCAGAGUCCCCAGCCAGCCUCCAGCACUUUGAGGUGGCCCAUCACUGGGGGCCGGAACCUGGCCCAGGAGCCAUCACAGCGAGGGCUGCUGCUGACUGGCCAUGAGGACGGCACCGUGCGGUUCUGGGAUGCCUCUGGUGUGGCCCUGCGGCCACUCUACAAGCUGAGCACAGCUGGCCUCUUCCAGACGGACUGCGAGCAUGCUGACAGCCUGGCCCAGGCCACUGAGGAUGACUGGCCACCCUUCCGCAAGGUGGGCUGCUUUGACCCCUAUAGUGACGAUCCCCGGCUCGGUGUGCAAAAGGUGGUGCUCUGCAAGUACACAGCCCGGAUGGUGGUGGCAGGCACUGCAGGCCAGGUGCUGGUGCUGGAACUAAGUGAUACGCCAUCGGAGCAAACGGUCAGCGUGUCCAGCGUGGACCUCCUUCAGGACCGAGAGGGCUUCACGUGGAAGGGCCACGAGCGGCUGAGCCCACGCAUGGGGCCACUGCCCUGGCCUGCUGGCUUUCAGCCCCGAGUGCUCGUUCAGUGCCUGCCACCAGCUGCAGUCACUGCUGUCACGCUCCACGCAGAGUGGAGCCUUGUGGCCUUUGGCACCAGUCAUGGCUUUGGCCUCUUUGAUUACCAGCGCAAGAGCCCUGUGCUGGCCAGGUGUACCCUCCACCCCAAUGACUCCUUGGCUAUGGAGGGGCCACUCUCCCGGGUGAAGUCGCUCAAGAAGUCGCUGCGCCAGUCUUUCCGGCGCAUCCGCAAGAGCCGAGUUUCAGGCAAGAAGCGGGCUGCUAAUGCCAACAGCAAGUUGCAGGAGGCCAAUGCGCAGCUGGCUGAGCAGGCCUGCCCCCAUGAUGUGGAGAUGACUCCUGUGCAGCGCCGCAUUGAGCCUCGCUCGGCUGACGACUCCCUCUCGGGCGUUGUGCGCUGCCUCUACUUUGCUGACACGUUCCUUCGAGAUGCAGCCCACCAUGGACCCACCAUGUGGGCAGGGACCAACUCCGGCUCCGUGUUCGCCUAUGCGCUGGAGGUGCCAACGGCAGCAGCAGGUGGCGAGAAGUGGCCUGAGCGGGCGGUGGAGGCCGUGCUGGGCAAGGAGGUGCAGCUGAUGCACCGUGCACCCGUGGUGGCCAUUGCCGUGCUGGAUGGGCAUGGGCGCCCCCUGCCUGAACCCUACGAGGCCUCGAGAGACCUGGCACAGGCACCUGACAUGCAGGGUGGCCAUGCUGUGCUCAUUGCAUCGGAGGAACAGUUCAAGGUGUUCACACUGCCCAAGGUGAGCGCCAAGACUAAGUUCAAGCUGACAGCCCAUGAAGGCUGUCGUGUGCGGAAGGUGGCCCUGGCCACGUUUGCCAGUGUGGCCUGUGAGGAUUAUGCUGAGACCUGCCUGGCCUGCCUGACCAACCUGGGCGACGUGCACGUGUUCUCGGUGCCGGGCCUGCGGCCCCAGGUGCACUACCCCUGUAUCCGGAAGGAGGACAUCAGUGGCAUCGCUUCCUGCGUCCUCACGCGCCACGGCCAGGGUUUUUACCUGAUUUCCCCAUCAGAGUUUGAACGCUUCUCCCUAAGUGCCCGGAACAUCACAGAGCCACUCUGCUCCCUGGAUGUUAGCUGGCCCCGAGAUUCUGCCCAUGCCAGCCACAGGCUCCGAGAGUCACCCAAGCUGAGCCAGGCAAAUGGUACCCCGGGCAUCAUCUUGGCCCCACAGAGUCGUGAUGGAAGCCCAGAUCCUAUCUGCAGCAAGAGAUCUGACACCCUAGAGCUGCCUGAGGCCAUGCUCUCACCCAUGUCUAUCGACUCGGCCACCAGUGCUGACACCACGCUGGACACAACAGGGGAUGUCACGGUGGAAGAUGUGAAGGAUUUCCUGGGCUCUUCAGGGGAAUCUGAGAAUCUGAGGAGUCUGGGAGAAGAGGCGGCUCGAGCCUGCACUGUCCUGAGCAAAUGAGGCACUGCAGGCAGCGGGGCCCUGGGUCUGCCUGGCCUUCAUCGCUCAACAGCCUUGACCCUUGUGGGGUCUCCCUGCUCAUGCACCUGAAACCUCGGCAGGCCCUUGUGAUGGUGGUAUUCCCAAGGUCUGGCCACGUUCCAGGGGUGUCUUGCCAGGGGCUUCGGGGACCAACUCAGAUAUGAUUUUCAUAGUUUGGGAUUAGAAAAAGGCCAACCUGUCAAGCCCCAGGUGGUGUUUGGCCAUGGCCAGGCCAAAUCACUUAAGAGGUGGCAGCAGCUUAGGGCUCGAGAGUUGGUCUGGCCUUCCCACCUCACAGAUGAGCCUCACCCAGGCACACAAGGUCGGGCCUUGCUGGGUGAGCCCUUUGAGUGGGCCCAGCCUGGGGCCAGCCAGUCAGCCCUUCUGGUCUCAUUGUGGCCCCUGCCUGGAUCUGGGGCUGUGGAUCUGCCCAAGCUUUUGCUGCCUAGAGCGCCCCCACACCCCUGUGGCCUUGCCCCCCACCAGGCCAACACCUCAACCCCCACCUCUGUUGCUGGGUCACCAAAGCCCGUUCCUGGCUAUGCCCUGGCCUCAGUGGGUUGGACAUGGUCAAUACUCAGCCUGAACAGGCCCAUCUCAGGCUCUCACUGCAGGGCCUCUGCCCCUAGGUGGCUGGGGCAGCCUUUUGCCUGCCCUGGAGAGCAGGCAGAUUGGUGGCACCUAUAUGGCCAAACUACCAGGGUUUUUGCUGACCCCUCUUCCUUUCCUCUACUAGGAAGGCCAGAACUAUCCAGCCACCAGCUACCCUGCUUGGAGCUGGAACCCAUGGCCCCUGGCCCCUUCACGUAGACCCUACCUGCCCUGCCAGGGUGUGGGCCUGGGACUUGGCCCUGAGCUCUGGGGUGGACCAGCCCUUCCUAUGGGCAGUUGGCCACCCCUGAGGCCAGGUGCCAUGGGGAGAGGACAGCUGGGGCUGCCAGCCCACACCACCUCCCACUCCACACAUCAUCCGUCCCAACUUCCUUUGUAAAGAAUAUUUUUCUAAUGCCUGUGCUGGGCCAGAGAGUCAUUUCUAAAACUAUUUUGGUACUUGCUCCUGGGCUGGCACCCUGAGUCUGCGUGUUUUUUUCUUUUUUUUUUUUUUUUUUGUG
This is a messenger RNA of Manis pentadactyla (Chinese pangolin), 4481 nucleotides long. It is a transcript of the gene LLGL1, whose product is annotated as LLGL scribble cell polarity complex component 1. Gene Ontology annotation, molecular function: GTPase activator activity; myosin II binding. Bases 157 to 3348 code for a protein of 1063 amino acids. Gene Ontology annotation, biological process: cortical actin cytoskeleton organization; regulation of Notch signaling pathway; regulation of establishment or maintenance of cell polarity. Gene Ontology annotation, cellular component: plasma membrane; cortical actin cytoskeleton; cytoplasm. NCBI's taxonomy places the organism in Eukaryota, Metazoa, Chordata, Mammalia, Pholidota, Manidae. The transcript is spliced from 22 exons. The record is from RefSeq and is a predicted model, not a curated record.